Stylonychia lemnae is the source of this 1842-nucleotide messenger RNA. Lineage: Eukaryota; Ciliophora; Spirotrichea; Sporadotrichida; Oxytrichidae. The record is from the annotation of a GenBank genome assembly.
AUGGGAUCUUUUUGUUCAAGAAAUCAAAAGGAGCAAUGCUUCUAAUAUCCACCUGAACCCUCUUUUAGAGAUGUAAAAUCAUACUAGGCUAAAAAGAAGUUUGAUCACAGGGUGAAACUAGAAAAUCAGACUGAUAAAAAUAAAGGAGAAGAAAAAUAAUUUUCUCCUUAAUAAGACUAAAAUAAUCAUGAUGAUAGUAGUUACGAAUGCUAUAAAAAUCUCAGAAAUGACCGAAAGAAACUAAGAUUAGGCUAUCAUAAGUAUUUCGAAGAUUUAAGAGAUAAAUUGAGGGAAAGUUUAUAGGAUCUUCAUAUUGAUGGCAAUGGAAGCAUAGCUCAAAAGACAACUCCAUCCAGUGUAAAUAGAAAAGAAUUAAAGGAAGGAUUUGAUGACGAUCAUAUUGAGCAUGAACACCGAGACGAUGAUUUAUUCAAGGAUAAUACGGUUAGAAACAGCAUUUGGGAUGAUCAUGAUACUCAAUCAAUUAUGUAUGGACUCAAAUCAAGGUUACUCAUGGACUAAUAAUUUACACCUACAAGUGAUAAGGAAAAAUAUACUGGUGAAAUGCCAAGUAGGAUUUUAUAAGAAUUGCAAAUAUUAAUCAGUCAAAUGGAGGACUAUGAGGAUUUCAAUGAGAAGGAUGAUUAUCAGCAUGAAAUUCAAGUUUUAAUUUAAGAAAUUGAUAAGCACUUCUUCAUAAAUAAAUCUCAUGUACUGACCACACUUCCAGAAGUUGCCACAGAAAACACAAUUUUACCAACUUAACCUGAGUCAAGAAUUUCACAACUACCAUUUAAAAAGAGUGAUUAGUUCUACAGAACCAGCGAAAAACGUAAAUCAGUAUAAAUCCAAAGUUUAUAACCUAAAUAGGUAACAAUAAUGAACAAUAGCAAUAAAACUUUUACGAAAAAGAAGUAAUUAGAUAAAUUUAGUACAAAUAAGAGUUUACAUUCUGCAGAUAAAAGUUAAUCAAAAUAAAGCAUGAGAUCUAAUGACGCAGAAUCAGCUCUGUCAAUAUCUAUUAAAUCUUUCAAAAUUAGCAAGGAGUCUGAAUUUUUUGCAUUCCUUGAAAAUAUCUACCUAUAAUAUCAAAUCGAAAAAUAAAGUUCAAUUCAAGAAUAAAACCUUGAAGUAGGCAUAUUUGAAUCAAAAAUAUUUAGAUAACCUUAAAAUAAUAAGGUAUUAAUCUAGAGAUCUCUUAUACUUUUCUAUAACUAGAUAUAAUGUCAUAAUUAUCCAAGAUUAGAGUACCAAAGUCCACUAUUCACAAUCCCAAUCGAUAAUAUAAAGUCAAUCGAGAUGAUACCUUCAAAUACGAAUAAAAUUUCUAAGUCAGUGUAAAAGAAAUUUGAAACUCUAUUUAAGUAAUAUAAAACGAAAAGUGCAAGUUAAAACUAAAACGAUAAAACUCAAUAACACUUCUUCUUCAAAAUAGUUCUAGAUAUUCCACUUAAAGAUUAUAAUAAAGUUCAUAUAAUUAAGAAAAAUGCAAUAUCUGAUAGAAUUGUUAAUGAAACAGCUGACCCAUUUAAAGAUUGCAUAAUGGAAGGAAUUUCAAAAGAGCCAAACCUAAACGAAAAUUCAGACUAUUUUGAUACAAUUAUUCUAAACAAUGAUGAUGAUUAGAAAUCUAACAUGUUUGAUGAUGAGGAAUCAAAUCUAACUCAAUUUAGAAUGUCCCAUAGCAUAAGAUAGUUACAAUAAAAAGCAAAAGGUUUCAACUCGUAGAAAACUGAUUAUUAUGAGGUAUUUGAGAUCGGCUGUUCUGAUGAAGUUACCUGCAAAAAAUGGGUCCUUACUAUAAAAUGGCUCAUUAAGAGGCAUCUCAAUUCUAUAAAUUGA